Molecule: messenger RNA, 2093 nt
Organism: Fomitiporia mediterranea MF3/22
Lineage: Eukaryota; Fungi; Basidiomycota; Agaricomycetes; Hymenochaetales; Hymenochaetaceae
Product: phosphoglycerate mutase-like protein
Exons: 10
Coding region: 324-2012 (562 amino acids)
Molecular function (GO): acid phosphatase activity
Source: RefSeq, a predicted model, not a curated record
AAGAAGGGUAAACGCUGCGAUCCUGCUCUUGGUCCAACAGGCAUGGUAAAAUACGCGCCUUCCAUUUUCUUUGCCGAAUCAACGUCCUUUGCUUCGCGCCGUCCCUUCCGCGGGGCAGAUGACGCGCAAAUUUUGCAAUUAAAUGACCAAACGAAACGAAUUUUCGUUUACAUGCACGCGCGGCGGUCGCUGACUACUACUGAUAAAAAUAAACGACUUCUGGACGAUAUAAAAGCGAGACGCUGACCAGAGUACAAAAGGUGCCGCCCUUCGCCGAGUCAUUUGUCUCAGUUCGCGGGUUAGUCAAUCCUUCACUAAUAGCCAUGGCUGGUCGUAUUGGUGGUAGCUUGGCUUUGACUUUGCUUAUCGCGCUUUUCCCGGGCGCGUUUGCCAUUCGUUGGGUUGAGCGUGCCGCGUUCCAAGCAUCCUCAUUUGCUGGGGCAACGACUAGUGCCGUCUUUCCGGUACCGAACGCCACCAACGCAGCGUCUCAGUUCGAUUCGUUCUUCCCUGAGGCGUCGGCAGUUGGAUUCGCCGGGCCAACUCCCACUGGUGAUGAAGCGGAACUUGUCGCAACUGCAACCUCCGUACCAAAAGUCACAAAUGCUGACCCUCUUAUAAACCCGUCGACAUCUGAUAACAAGACCUCUUUUAAUGUGCUCCGAAGUUUUGGGAACCUGUCUCCAAUGUUCUCUGUUGACUCUCUUGGUCUUCGCAAUGCGAGCAUGCUUAUUCCGGAAGGAUGCGAGCUGACACAGGUGCAUUUGCUUCACCGGCAUGGUGCGAGAUAUCCAACUUCGGGAUCGCUUCCGGCAGCUUUCGCUACAAAAUUACACAAUGCAACUGUUUCCGGGACUGGUUUCACGGCUUCCGGUGACCUUGCUUUUCUUAACACAUGGCAAUAUAAGCUCGGUGCCGAAAUUUUGACACCCUUUGGCCGUCAACAGCUCUUCGACUUGGGAGUCUCGUUCCGAGUAAAAUACGGAGAACUUUUGAAGGAUUUUACGGGUCUUCCUGUUUUCAGGACGACAUCGGAAGAACGAAUGGUCCAGUCUGCUCUUAACUUCGCCGCUGGGUUCUUCGGGAUUCCAGACUACCUGACGAACUAUCGACAGCUCAUAACAAUUGAAAGCGAUGGGUUCAAUAAUUCUUUAGCGGUCAACAACUGUGAUAAUCAAGGGAAGCCAGGGAUUACCGAUCUCGGAACGACGAUGGCGAAUAAAUGGCGCGAUGUGUAUCUUCAGGACGCUCUUUCUCGGCUUGCACCACAGGUUCAAGGUUUGAACCUGACGACGAAUGAUAUGUUGAGUAUGCAGGAAGCUUGCGCUUAUGAGACGGUUGCUCUUGGAACGUCUGAAUUCUGUGAACUCUUCACCGAAGAUGAGUGGAAAGGCUUUAAUUAUUAUCUCGACCUUGAUUUCUGGUACGGAAACGGCCCUGGAAAUCCAACGACGGCAGCAUUUGGAAUUGGCUACGUACAAGAGCUAGUUGCACGACUUACCCAAACGCCGAUUGCUGUGUUUAAUACGUCGACGAAUGCCACAAUUGCAGAUAGCAACAUCACUUUCCCGCUUGACCAGCCGAUAUUCGUGGACGCGUCUCAUGAUACCGAUAUUUCUUCCAUCGUGGUCGCCAUGAAUUUUACUUCCAUGGCUGCGAAUGGACCGCUUCCGAUUGAUCAUAUCCCAGAUAAUCAGACUUACUUCUCAAAUCAAAUCGUACCUUUCGCGUCUCAACUCGUCGGACAGGUCCUGACGUGCCCCGCAUCUUCCUACUCUUCGACAAAACAAAUUCGCUGGCUCCUCAACGAUGCCGUCGUCCCGCUUACAGGUAUCACCGGCUGCCCCGAAGAUGCAACCGGAUUGUGUCCAUUGGAUGCGUUCAUAAGUGCGAUGCAAACACGACUUGCUGAGGUGGACUUUGCGUUCGACUGUUUUGGGAACUAUACGGUUCCUGUUCCGGAUACGAUUGUGGAUGGGCGCCCGCCCGCGAAUCAAAGACCACAAAGUUGAAGGAGGGCUGAGCUUUUAUCUCGAGGCGUUGUGUAGCUUGUGAAGAAGGAUGGGCGCAGCACUGCGGCAGUUGCGGCAUUA